Messenger RNA from Andrographis paniculata, 1786 nucleotides. Its product is annotated as 3-ketoacyl-CoA synthase 10-like. The record is from RefSeq and is a predicted model, not a curated record. The transcript is spliced from 3 exons. The coding region runs from base 102 to 1685 and encodes 527 amino acids. Gene Ontology annotation, biological process: fatty acid biosynthetic process. NCBI's taxonomy places the organism in Eukaryota, Viridiplantae, Streptophyta, Magnoliopsida, Lamiales, Acanthaceae. Gene Ontology annotation, molecular function: acyltransferase activity, transferring groups other than amino-acyl groups. Gene Ontology annotation, cellular component: membrane.
CCUCCCAACCCUAGCUAGCAGCUAAUCCCAUUUCCCCCAAUAAAUUCUCCUCGAUCCCAUCCGUUUCCAUCUCCAAUCGAGAUUGAUUCAUUUCUACAGCCAUGGCGGCCGAGCAAGAUCUGCUCUCCACCGAAAUCGUUAACCGUGGCCCCAUGACUUUCUCCGUCAGGGUGCGCCGGAGGCUGCCGGACUUCGUGCAGUCGGUCAAUUUGAAGUACGUUAAGUUGGGGUACCAUUACCUGAUCAACCAUGGCGUCUAUCUCGCCACAAUCCCCGUCAUUCUUCUCGUUUUUGGGGCGGAGGUCGGCAGCUUCAGCCGGGAGGAGGUCUGGCGGAGGAUCUGGGAGAGCACCGCCGCCUACGAUCUCGCCACCGUCGUCGCCUUCCUUGCGCUGCUUGUUUUCACCGUUGCCGUUUACUUGAUGUCCCGCCCGCCGUCGAUCUAUCUUCUUGACUUCGCUUGCUACAAACCGGGUGACGAUCUGAAAGUAACGAAAGAGCAGUUCAUUGAGCUUGCCCGGAAUUCCGGCAAGUUCGACGAAGAAAGCCUGGAAUUCCAGCGCCGGAUUCUGCAAACCUCCGGCAUCGGAGACGAAGCCUACGUCCCCAAAUCAAUUGCGUCGCCGGAGAACACGGCGACGAUGAAAGAAGGUCGGGCGGAAGCUUCGACGGUGAUCUUCGGCGCGCUGGACGAGCUCUUCGAGGUGUCUCGAGUCCGGCCGAAGGACAUCGGAGUGCUCGUCGUGAAUUGCAGCCUGUUCAAUCCGACGCCGUCGUUGUCGGCGAUGGUGAUCAACCGGUACAAGAUGAGGGGGAACAUUCUGAGCUUCAAUUUGGGGGGGAUGGGGUGCAGCGCCGGUGUAAUCGCCCUCGAUUUAGCGCGGGACAUGUUGCAGGGAAACCCUAACAGCUACGCCGUCGUGGUGAGCACGGAGAUGGUCGGCUACAAUUGGUACCCGGGGAAGGACCGUUCGAUGCUCAUCACCAAUUGCUACUUCCGGAUGGGCUGCUCCGCCGUGCUGCUCUCCAACCGCCGCCGCGACUACCGCCGUGCAAAGUACAGGCUCGAGCAUAUCGUCCGGACCCACAAAGGCGCUGACGACCGGAGUUUCAGGAGCAUAUAUCAGGAAGAAGACAACGAGAAGUUAAAGGGAAUCAAAAUCAGCAAAGAUCUGUUCGAAAUCGGUGGGGAUGCGAUCAAGACCAACAUCAUCACACUAGGCCCCCUCGUCCUCCCCUUUUCCGAGCAGCUCAUCUUCUUCGCCGCCCUGGUCUGGAAGAUCCUCCGCCGCGGCGGCAGCAAAUCAUCGCAGCCGGAGAAGCCAUACAUUCCGGACUACAAGCUCGCCUUCGAGCAUUUCUGCGUUCACGCGGCGAGCAAGACGGUCCUGGACGAGCUGCAGAGGAACCUGAAGCUGAGCGACGAGAACCUGGAAGCCUCACGCGCCGCCCUCCACCGGUUCGGCAACACCUCCAGCAGCAGCAUCUGGUACGAGCUGGCGUAUCUGGAAGCCAAGGAGAAGAUCCACCGCGGAGACCGGGUCUGGCAGCUGGCAUUCGGGUCGGGUUUCAAGUGCAACAGUGUCGUCUGGAAGUCCACGGGCAAGAUCCGGAAACCCGCCCGGAACCCGUGGCUUGACUGCAUCGAUAGGUACCCUGUUGCUGAUCAUCGUUUUCAGGCUUAAUUGAGGUUUUGGGGAUCAUCGUAUUUAUGUUACUGGCUGUUUGGAUUUCAAUUAAUUUCUAUCCCCAUUUGAUUAAGUAUCCAGAUUAUAUACUGUUGUUA